AUGGGGCUGCGGCGCUCGUCGCGAGUAGCGCACGGGAGUGCCGACGACGCUAAGGAAGAGCCGGACACCAAGCGACGCGCUGUCGCACGCAAGAGUGAAAAGCAGCCACCUCUGUUUCUCAGCGAGGCCGAACGCUCCACACUCCAAUCGGUGCUUGCAUGUGUCGCGCCGCGCACCCUAGACGCGAAAGCGAAAAGCUCGCCGAUUGCAUCGCUGCACGCGGGCCUGCGUGAAAAUUGCUCGCUCCAGGAUCUCUGGAUGCAUACCCAGCACCUUGUGCAGGCCAAGCACGGCGCUGCUGCGCGUCUCGAUGUUGCCGUGCAUUCCUCACUGCUGCUUGUGCAGCGCUUGCUGCUUGAGCUUGCACACAAAAAACAUGCAUCGGGACUUGAUGAGGACGCAAUGCAAGAGACGGGCUCAUUUGCACUGCACAUGCAGCUGCCCAUGGGCGACUAUUUCACCAACGCCGUCCAGCUCGGCACCGAAGAUGCACGUACGUUGGAUACUGCGCAUGCAGAGCUUGUGCAGGUCGCGCCGCCCUUGUACAGCGGCGCGACGCCGAGCCUGGGCGAGCGUGUGCCGUGCGGCGCGCGCGUCCAAGAAUCGGCGCCGGCGCCCCGACUGCGCCUCGCCACCUUUCUCUCCUACGGACCCAGCUGCGCCUCGUUUGCACCUGCGUACGAUACGCAGGGCGCGACGCUUGGCGCUGAGGAGAGCGGACGUGUGUGGGAGACCUGCCAUGCGAUGCAGUCGCUCUUGCGCAGGCGUUGGGGCGCGCGCGUAGCCAAGCGCGCUGCUGCAGUCUACAGCACAUUGGACGAGCAAGUACCAGCGCCAGGCGAAGCACUACAUUCCCUCGUCGACCAGGCAAGCGAGCUCGAUCCAAGCUUGGACCGCGCUUUGCUAGAACACAGUAUGCAUAUCCUCGAUGCGGACGCGGCGCUGCAGGAAAACUGGGCAAGCUUGGCGUCAUUGCAGGAGCUGCAAUGGCUGCGCACGCGCCUGGACGGCGUUCCCGUGCCUCGGCCUGUCGAGGAGUACGAACAAGCGCUGGUUGCAGCGGUGCAGACGUCGCUCGCCAAGAUGCUGGGCGAUGUGAUGCCGCGCGCGGUAUGGAAUGCGCCGCGAAAUGUGCCGAUGCUGUACCAGAGCAUCGCUGCGCUGAGUACAAGUCUCGAGCACCCAAGCACGCCGCUCAGCAGGGGAUAUGCGGGCACACUACCGAGCGGUACACACGGCGCCAAGGCCAACACAGCGAUCGGCACACAGGCACCGACGUGGGGUACACUGCUCAAGCCGCGCGCAAUUGCCGAUCGUCAUACCGCACGAUGGGAUCCGCACCAGACAAACGGCGCGCUGGCGCGAGGGCUCGCUACGUAUAUAAGUGCGCCAGGCGAUGUUGUGCAGAGUGCGUACCCGGCGCCGGCGCCGGCGCCAGUGCUAGGCCCGCACGGCGUGCCACUGUACCCUAGGCAGGAGCGGCCUUUGUAG
This is a messenger RNA of Malassezia vespertilionis, 1491 nucleotides long. RefSeq lists its product as uncharacterized. The coding region runs from base 1 to 1491 and encodes 496 amino acids. NCBI's taxonomy places the organism in Eukaryota, Fungi, Basidiomycota, Malasseziomycetes, Malasseziales, Malasseziaceae. The record is from RefSeq and is a predicted model, not a curated record. The transcript is spliced from 2 exons.